UUUUACUUUGUCAAAAAGAAAGUUAUGACAGAAGCCAUUUGCCAAAGUCUCAAAUCAAAGAAACCAACAACAACUAUCUUCCAAUUCCAUUUGACACUUGUAGUGAUCUGUUCUUCAUUUCCCCAAUAAAACAACCACCCAAAUGUCAUCAUUCAAGUCCCGGCCUUUCUCCUCUUCUCCUGUAAUGGUUUAGGUUUGCUUUUUUGUUUCACCCUUUCUCUCUUGUUGAGCGACACACACUCUUGUGCUUGGUAGGUUGUGCCGUUGAGGUAAAUGGGCCCUAAACUCCACUGAAGAUUUAAUGUUUGAAAAGAAGGGUCUCCAUCUCCUCCUCUUGCAGUGCUCCCUUUGCCCCCAUUUUCAUGCUGUCUCGCAUUUGGAUCUUUUCGGUUCUUUCAUCAGAAGAUAAGAUUUUGGUUUCUUUUUUCUGCUCUCCAUGAAGGUCACGAUAGAUUCUCUUCUGGGUUUUGAUGAUAAUUUAAUAAUGGUUUGGCUUUGAGGGAUUUGCUAUCACGAAUUAUCCAGUUUUUAAGAUGGUUUACUAUUAGUUAUCUUUAGCUGGGUUAUUUGCUUUGAAGGUGGAAUUUCGAAGCUUGAGAGCUAAUCUCUCCUGAAAUUCAAUUGCUUUGAAACAUUUGUGAAAAAGAUUGUAAUAUUGAAGUUGGGUUCUAGAUGUGGACUGGUGGUGCUGAUCAGGCGUAUGCAUUUGGGAUUUGCUUGUUUCUAAUGCAGGGGAUAAAUGAUUGAAACACGGGUUCUUUGAUUUUGGCGGCGGGAUUUCUAUAAAUCAGGUGUUGUUUAAUCCUUGAAGUCGAAACUAUGGAUAGAGCGAUACAACCGCCUCUGGUUGAUACCACAGCUUGUCUAUGUAGAGUAGAUGCAGGCCUCAAAACGGUUGUCAGUGCAAAAAAAUAUGUCCCUGGAUCUAAGCUCUGCCUUCAACCAGACAUUAAACCAUCCAUUCAUCCUACUAGGAGCAAGCCAUUACGUGGUGACAGGAGCAGAAACCAAUCUCCUCUGCUUCCAGGACUCCCUGAUGAUCUUGCUAUUGCUUGCCUGAUCAGGGUCCCAAGGGUAGAGCAUCGUAAGCUUCGGCUAGUGUGCAAAAGAUGGUAUCGUCUUUUGGUUGGAAACUUCUUCUACUCACUUCGGAAAAGACUUGGAAUUGCUGAAGAAUGGAUAUAUGUCAUCAAGAGAGACCGAGAUGGAAAAAUCUCAUGGCAUGCAUUUGACCCAGUAUACCAACUCUGGCAGCCCCUUCCUCCUGUUCCAAAGGAAUACUCUGAAGCCCUUGGAUUUGGUUGUGCUGUCCUCAGUGGCUGUAACCUCUACUUGUUUGGUGGUAAAGACCCUCUUAAAGGAUCAAUGAGAAGAGUCAUAUUUUAUAGUGCUAGGACAAAUAAGUGGCACCGUGCCCCAGACAUGCUUCGUCGGCGGCAUUUUUUUGGUUCAUGUGUGAUAAACAACUGUUUAUAUGUAGCCGGUGGGGAAAAUGAAGGGGGGCAUCGAUCCUUGAAAUCAGCUGAAGUAUAUGAUCCUAACAAGAAUAGAUGGUCGUUCAUUUCAGAUAUGAGCACAGCAAUGGUGCCCUUUAUUGGGGUUGUUUAUGAGGGAAAGUGGUUCCUGAAGGGGCUGGGAUCUCGCCGACAGGUUCUAAGUGAAGUAUACCAACCAGAAACUGAUAGCUGGUACCCUGUUUAUGAUGGCAUGGUUGCAGGCUGGAGAAACCCAAGUGCUUCCUUAAACGGACGCCUCUAUGCUUUGGACUGUAAGGAUGGCUGCCAACUUAGGGUUUAUGAUGAUGUGACUAAUUCUUGGAGCAAGCAUAUUGACAGCAAGAUGCAUUUGGGGAAUUCUCGCGCAUUGGAGGCUGCUGCACUUGUUCCACUUAAUGGGAAACUCUGCAUCAUCAGGAAUAAUAUGAGCAUAUCUUUGGUUGAUGUGUCAAAAUCUGACGAUUUGAGGGGUGCUACUGCUGAGCAUUUAUGGGAAACCAUAUCAGGCAAAGGGCCAUUCAAGACUUUGGUCACAAAUCUCUGGUCAAGCCUAGCAGGCAGGAACCGACUGAAAAGUCAUAUAGUUCACUGCCAGGUUCUUCAAGCAUAAAGAACUGAUAAUGAAUCAAAACCAGCGGUGGUUAUUUUGGCUUCUAAUAUCUCUUGAUAUGUUGCCAUAUUCAUGGAAGGACAAUUUCAGAAGCAAGUUUAGCUGGCGAAAUCAGAACUCACAAACCCAUUUUAGUCAUUUCUUGUUGGAGUAUCCUUAUACCAGGAGGGGUGCUGUAUGGGUAAGGAUGUUUGUUUUGCCAGAAUUUGGUUUUACAAGUAUAUGUAAGAUACACAGUAGUUACCAGUAAAAAAUCGAAGAGCAAAUUACCCAACUGACUUCGUCUUCUUGUCACAAUAUGGCUGCAACAUUGCCAGUCAAGUGCAGCAUGUAUGACACAUAAGCAGGUCAGUUGGUUAUUGAUCUUUCUCGACAAAUCCAACUUGGGUUUUUGUACUUUUAAUGCUACAGUUUUACUAGAUGUUCAACAGUUCAUAGCCAAUUUCGAAUGAGCAAUACAAGUUUUAGCCUUUCCAA
This is a messenger RNA of Hevea brasiliensis (rubber tree), 2583 nucleotides long. Its product is annotated as F-box/kelch-repeat protein At1g55270. Gene Ontology annotation, molecular function: protein binding. The coding region runs from base 820 to 2106 and encodes 428 amino acids. The transcript is spliced from 2 exons. The record is from RefSeq and is a predicted model, not a curated record. NCBI's taxonomy places the organism in Eukaryota, Viridiplantae, Streptophyta, Magnoliopsida, Malpighiales, Euphorbiaceae.